GUUCUUGUGUCUCACAUCAUAUACCCUGACGAACAAGAAGAAAAUAGCUUGUGAGAAAAUAUCAGAAGUUCGUUUGCAUACCGAAAGAGGUUGUUAAACAAUAUGUCAGACGAUUGGGAAGAAGAAACUGGUGGUUCUAGUUUCGACAGUAAACCAUCUAGUAAUGGAUUUGAAAGUUUUGGUAGCAAAUCGUCCUCUGGAGGUUUUGGAAAAAGUAACAGGUUUGAUGAUGACUCUGGAGGAGGUUUUGGAAGUGGCCGAGGUAGAGGCAGUGGUGGUGGAUUUGGUAAUCGAAGCGAGGAAAAUGGGUUUGGUAAUGAUUCUGGAGGUGGGUUUGGUGGUGGCCGUGGUAAGCGUAGCUUUGGUGGUGGGUUUGGUGAUAGUUCAGGCCAAAAUGAGUUUGGUGAUUCAGAUAGUGGGGGUUUCAGGGGUGGAAGAGGUCGUGGCAGAGGUGGAGGAUUUGGUCGGCGUGAUGGAGACUCAGAAGAAAAUGGUUUUGAUGAUGGUGGCAGUCGUAGAGGUGGUUUUGGUGGUGGACGAGGACGUUCUAGAGGUGGUGGUUUUUCUGGAGGUGCUGAUCUGAAUGAUGGAGGUGGAGGGUUCUCAGGUGGACGACGUGAAAGACGAGGAAGUGAUAGAAAUGAUGGUGGUGAAAGCUUUGGUGAUGGUGAAGGAGGUGAAGAGAAACCUCAGCGAGUUGUUUAUAUCCCACCAGCACCUCCUGAGGAGGAGGAAGAAAUCUUUAAAACAAUACAACAAGGCAUAAACUUUGACAAUUAUGACAACAUUGCUGUUGAAGUAACUGGAAGAGAUCCUGUUAAACCCAUAUCCACUUUCCAAGAAGCUGCUUUGUAUGAAACAUUUAAGGCCAAUGUGGAGAAAGCAAAAUAUGUGAAACCAACUCCAGUGCAAAAAUAUUCCAUUCCAGCAAUUUUAGCUGGAAGAGAUUUGAUGGCCUGUGCCCAAACUGGUUCAGGAAAAACGGCAGCAUUUGUUUUGCCAGUCAUGACUGGUAUGAUCAAUAAUGGAUUGAGUGGUAGUGCAAUGAGUGAUAUGCAAGCACCACAAGCGCUGGUGAUUGCUCCUACUCGAGAACUGGCUAAUCAAAUAUACUACGAGGCUAGGAAAUUUGCACAUGGGACUAUGUUGAAAGCUUGUGUUUGCUAUGGUGGUGUUUCUGUUGGCCAUCAGCUGUCAAUGAUUGAACGAGGCUGUCACCUGCUUGUUGCAACACCUGGGAGACUUAUGGACUUCAUCAAUAGAAGAAAGAUUGCACUUGAUGGUCUGAAGUAUUUGAUUCUUGAUGAGGCAGACAGGAUGUUGGAUAUGGGCUUUGAACCGAAGAUUCGCGAGCUUGCUGAACACAGUGACUUCCCUUCCAAAACAGAACGUCAGACGCUUAUGUUCAGUGCCACAUUCCCAGAGGAAAUUCAAAGACUUGCUGGCGAAUUUUUAAAUGAUUAUCUUUUCCUUACGGUUGGUCGGGUAGGAAGCGCUACAUCGGACAUUGAACAAAAAAUUUGUCAAGUAUCUGAGUUCGAGAAACGAGAUAAGCUUGUUGAACUUCUUAAUAAUGCAGGAAGUGACAGAAUGUUGGUGUUUGUUGAAACAAAAAGAAUGGCAGAUUUUUUGGCAAGCUAUCUCUCUCAGACAGGAUUUCCUACAACAAGUAUUCAUGGUGACAGGCAACAAAGAGAGCGGGAAGAAGCUUUGGCAGACUUUAAGAAAGGGCGUACUCCAGUUAUGGUUGCAACGUCAGUAGCAGCACGGGGCUUAGAUAUCCCGGAUGUUAAGCACGUGAUCAAUUAUGAUCUUCCUAAGGAGAUUGAGGAAUAUGUGCAUAGGAUAGGACGAACUGGAAGAAUCGGAAACAAGGGGAAAGCAACAUCUUUUUUCCAAUCCGACAAAGAUGGAAACAUCGCGAGAUCCUUGGUAAAAGUGCUUGGAGAUGCUGAACAAGAAGUCCCAAAUUGGUUGGAAGAUCAAGCGGAGAACGCGGUCGGUACUAACUACGGGCCUGCAGGUGGUCGCUUUGGAGGGCGAGAUACGAGAAAAUUUGACAAGGUUGAUAACUUUGGUGGAGGCAAUAAUAAUGAGUUUGGCGGUAAUAGUGGUGGAGGAGACGAUGAUUGGGGUGUCAAUGACUCCGGUAACGCUGACGGCGGUGGGGAUGUUUGGAACACCAAUACUGGUGGCGAUGAGGCAUGGGAAUGAUAACUAUUGCAGAACUUCUAUCAUUUUUGGUUAUUUAAAGACAUUCAGUUUAGUUGGAAGUACGUCGAUAUCCGCAUUAUAAAAGUUUUGAUGUUAUGUUAGGUCUAGGUUAAACUAGGACAUUUUGGAAGUUUUAGUAAUGGUCGAGUGAUAAAUAAUAUAUAUAUAUACGCAUGAACACUUUAUCAGCAGUGCGUUUUGUUCAAAUGACAAGUAUAUUUUAUAUAAUAUCAUGUAAAUUAAAAAUAGUCUAAUCCUGUUAACUGCGUAGAAUCAAUUAUGUGCAGUUUAUAUGAGGUUUUACUAUAAUGAACUACAUUGACUUCAACAAGAGUUUAUUGUAAUGUGCAAAUGUACAAAGGGUUAAUGUGUGCGAAAAACGUUGCUUCAGAGUUUAUUUAGACAUAAAUGAUAAAUUGUACAGUUUGUUUUUAUUAAAGCAAUUCCGUUG
Molecule: messenger RNA, 2665 nt
Organism: Dendronephthya gigantea
Lineage: Eukaryota; Metazoa; Cnidaria; Anthozoa; Malacalcyonacea; Nephtheidae
Product: ATP-dependent RNA helicase DDX4-like
Exons: 10
Coding region: 103-2214 (703 amino acids)
Biological process (GO): gamete generation; cell differentiation
Cellular component (GO): nucleus; P granule
Molecular function (GO): RNA helicase activity; ATP binding; RNA binding
Source: RefSeq, a predicted model, not a curated record